Molecule: messenger RNA, 1659 nt
Organism: Eublepharis macularius
Lineage: Eukaryota; Metazoa; Chordata; Lepidosauria; Squamata; Eublepharidae
Product: epididymal sperm-binding protein 1-like
Exons: 8
Coding region: 1-1011 (336 amino acids)
Cellular component (GO): cell surface
Molecular function (GO): heparin binding
Source: RefSeq, a predicted model, not a curated record
AUGGCUGAAGCAGAGUCAACUGGAACUGAAUCUCAUGAAGAUGAGGUCCUGUGGGAUGGAGAUGAUGAUGGACAACUGUGGUGUGCCACAACUUCCAGCUAUGAACGGGACAGGAAAUGGAAGGCAUGUGCCAUGCAAGAGUAUGAAGGGAACUCAAAAGGCAGCCUAUGCGCCUUCCCUUUUAUUUACAAGGGCCAGAAGUUCUAUACCUGCACCAAUGACAAUACUGAGAGCGGAAGAUUCUGGUGUGGCACCACUAGUAAUUAUGACAAGCACAAGUUGUGGAGCUACUGUGCUGACACAAGACUAGAUUCUCAUCCCACAGGACCAUGUGUCUUUCCUUUUUACUACAAUGGAAAGUCGUAUCAAUCUUGCACAAGAGAUGGGGCAGCCAGUGGGAAAUACUGGUGCUCCCUCAUCAGGAAUCACAAUGACGAUCUCAACAUGUUUACCUACUGUAAACCUACAGAAUUGGUUUCAGACUUCGGAGCAAUGGGCUUUUUUACCCAGCUGUUACUUUGUGCCUCUCUAGUACCCUUCAGUGCUGCAUUUCUAGAUUUUUCAUCUUGUGUCUUUCCAUUUAUUUAUAAGAACAAAACAUAUACUACAUGCACCAAGGAGGACUCCAAGUUGAACUGGCUAUGGUGUGCUACAACAAGCAGCUAUGACAAUGACCACAAGUGGAAGCGUUGCUAUGAGAAAGAACACGGUGGGAACUCCCAUGGAAAACCUUGUGUGUUUCCAUUUGUGUAUCGGAAGCGGAAGUUCUAUACCUGCACAGACGAGAAUGCCAGACCUAGGAUGUUCUGGUGUGCCACCACAAGCAACUAUGACAAAGACAAAAUAUGGAGCUACUGUGCUGAUACCAAUCCCUACUUCCUCAUACCUACAAUCAGCCCAGAAGAAGCUGACCAAAUGAAGCUAAGAAACAUCCAGGAAAAUGGCUACAGUGAAUAUGAACAAGAAAGAGACCAAGACAUUACAGUUCAGUCUGUGGGCUCAAUCUUAUGAAGCCUAUUAUCAGGUUAUCCGUGUGGAACAUUUGCUAUGAGCUGAGUCUGCUGGUCCGCAGAAAGUGAGCCACCACAAACAUAGUUCUUUUGGGCUGCAGUCCUAAAAUCAUCUACUUAAAAUAAGCCUUUUUUUCUGGACUUUCUUUCAAGUAAGGAGUGAAGCAAUAGGGCACACUAGGUAGCAGGGAACUUGGCUCAGUAGUAGGGUUUAGUGUCCUUCUUCUGUUCCCUAAAGAAUAUUGAGGGUCCAGGGAUCCUAAAGCUACUGCAGAAAUGAUAACUUGUGUCUCUGUUUUCCACAGCCAUGGAAGGUUUUGUUUCAUUUGUAUCUAGCAGCAUGCAUGGGUUCCCUUCCCUAGUUUGCCAUCACAACAGUAAGGUUGGACUGAAUGAGGAUAUUUGGAGUUAUCCAAUGAGCUUUAUGAAUGUAAGGGAGUUCGACCCCUGGAUUUUCCUAGCCUAUGUCCUACAGUCUGGCCACCGGAUCAUACUAGUUCUUUUGCACCACUCAUGAGAAGAAUCUGUUUUGAAGGAUCCAGCCAUUAGUAUUUUGAGACUGGUUGCAGUUCAAUAAUGUAAUCGAUGUAGGAAAAGUUCCUGUUCUCUGUACUCAUUAAAGGAUUUUUUCCCUGCCUAGUUAAACCUA